Klebsormidium nitens is the source of this 1329-nucleotide messenger RNA. The record is from the annotation of a GenBank genome assembly. NCBI's taxonomy places the organism in Eukaryota, Viridiplantae, Streptophyta, Klebsormidiophyceae, Klebsormidiales, Klebsormidiaceae.
AUGCCAGUCAUUGAACAAGUUGCAGAGAAACCUUGCAUGUCGGAGAAGAUUGUGCUGGACGGUCAUUUGACGAAGAUGGCUUCUGAAGCACGGCUCUCUCGGCUUCCUUCCUUCAAGAAGUGGGGUUCGAGAUGCUCGAGAAAAGCACACUGCUCUUCUUCGGUCACCGAUUCCCCUGACCUAAAGAAGUCACUUGAGUCCCAGCCAGAAUCGGUGACUGCGAGUAUAGCCGUGCAAACCGACGCCCCUGCAUUCACAUCCGACACUGGAUAUCCUACAGAAGCGGAAUCGAAGGCCCUUGGAAACUCUUCCAGCAAGCUAGACACAGCGGAGAGCGCGCGCGCGGCGGAGACGAAGCCGGCUGCGAGCGAAGUGCACGAGGUCGCAGAGCAGAGCGGAAGUCUCCGCACGCUCAUCGCGGUUCUUGCGACGGUGCAGGCGGAUGCGCGCGCCGAAGUUGAGGCGCUUCGAGCAAAGAACGCCGCACUCCAACAGCAGAUGUCGGAAAAAGAAAAGGAACACCAGAAACAGGUUUCCGGUCUACUGGAAGAUUCUAAGAAGCACCGAGAGGAGUGCAGGCGGUCCGAGAAGGAGCGCGAGCGGUUCCACUACGUGCUCGCGUGCAACGGGCAGGAGGGUUCCGUUCCGCGCAGCGUUCUGGCGUCCGCUCCGGAGUCGCUCCUGUACAAGAUGUACUCCGGGGACUGGGACUACGCGCGCGACGAUCAGGGGCGCGCGCUCAUCACGUGCCACCCGCAGCGCUGGGCUGCCGUCCUGGAGCACCUGGCGACCGGAGCCGUUCCGGCGGAACGGGAUCCGCUGCUGCUGGCGCAGGCGCGCCACUGGAAUCUGCAGCGCUUGGUGGAAGGUCUGGAAGCGUUGGAUCCGGGCGUGACCGUCACAAACGACGCGGACUUGCGAGGGUUCAAAGUUCGCUGCACGUUCGUGUCCGUCAUGGAAAAGCUAAGCGGCGGCAAGGAAGACCCGCGGUUUGUUUUCCGAGGGCCUCAAGAAAGGUGGUGGGGGGUGAAGAUAACAAAGAAAGGCGUUGCGCUUGGAUCGUUGAUACCAAUGAAUUUUUUCAGCCCUAAAGUGGAAGACCUGAAGGGAAUCAGGCUCAAGUUCAUGAACGUCCGGCUGCUGUUACGAAGUGAAGACCUUGUGUGGAAAAGUGCACCCAUCGAUUUUCCUCACGGAUUAGAAUCCUUUGUAGGAUUCAGUUGGGGCAUUCGGGGGUACGGCUUAGAGCAGCUUCUCAGCGAGCCUCUGGCGAGGGCACCCGACAGUCUUGUGAUCGAGGUCGAAGUUCAUUAUGAAGAUCAAACGUGA